This is a messenger RNA of Phytophthora infestans T30-4, 903 nucleotides long. RefSeq lists its product as uncharacterized. The record is from RefSeq and is a predicted model, not a curated record. Gene Ontology annotation, molecular function: DNA binding. The transcript has 5 exons. Lineage: Eukaryota; Oomycota; Peronosporomycetes; Peronosporales; Peronosporaceae. Gene Ontology annotation, biological process: DNA recombination; DNA integration. Bases 1 to 903 code for a protein of 300 amino acids.
AUGGACCUGCCCGAAACUAGUCGCCUGUACGGUGCGGCCAUCGCUGCAGCCAAAUUUGCCGAUCAACGAGUCGAGUCUCGCAUGCGGGUCGACUAUACCGGCAGCCUUCGUCGGUUCACCGCUUUUUGCAUAGCUGAAGGAUACCCAGACCCGAUGAAACAGCGAUUUGUUCAGCUCCCAGGCUCACCGGAAAUGCUUUCAGGUGGACACCCGCACGAUCGCUGGGUUAUUGAAACUCAAGCAGAUGGCUCGAUUGUGCCACGCGGAAACCCCACCCGAUCCGCAGCAAUUACGCAAAUCCUCGCAGGCCUAAGUAAAGCAAAAAAGCGUGAAAGAACUCCUAAGCGCGCGUCACCUAUGUCGCUCGCAAUGCUAACGCGAGUAAUCACUUUCCUUGAAACUGAUUCGGACUUCAAUGAGACGAUGCGCUUGUGGUUUUCCGCCGUGUGCUCGCUUGCCUUUUACGGGAUGCGUCGAAUAAAGGAGGUGCUGCUCAUGAAGAAAGGAGAUAUACAGCUCGGACUUCGGCGCAAUCGCACAUACUCUUUGCAUCACCUCCCAAAGGAAGAGCAAGCCACCGAGGCUUUGACGUACCUGGAGAGAUGGUUUAAAUAUGCAUGUACGCGGUUAAACCACAAGUGGGACAGUGGUGACUACGCGUUCCCAGCACUGAUAAAGGUUCCCCGCGGCGGUGCUAAACGUCCGAAGAACUCUCUCGCUAGCGCUAGUCCUAAUGGGACCUUUGGGAAUGUUGGCGUUAAAUGGGGCGCUCCAAUGUCGGACAGUAACUUCACUCAGAUUCUCAACAUUGUCGCCAAUGCAGCUGGAAUCAGCAAGAAUCUCCUUGGGGAUGACAUCUGGUUUACAUCACAUUGCUUUAGGCGAGGCGGAGCUCAUUGGUGA